This is a messenger RNA of Raphanus sativus (radish), 1261 nucleotides long. Its product is annotated as organic cation/carnitine transporter 5. Gene Ontology annotation, cellular component: membrane. Gene Ontology annotation, molecular function: transmembrane transporter activity. The record is from RefSeq and is a predicted model, not a curated record. Lineage: Eukaryota; Viridiplantae; Streptophyta; Magnoliopsida; Brassicales; Brassicaceae. Gene Ontology annotation, biological process: transmembrane transport.
GGUGCUAUCUUUGGAGGGGGUUUCAUGGCUAUGAUCCCAGACGUUCUCGGAAGGAAGCAACUUCUUUUCUUCACAACGUUAGCUAUGUCAAUCACUGGAAUCUCUAUUACCUUCUCCUUCAGCAUAUGGACGUAUGUGUUUGUUCUGAUAAGCGAGGGAGUUUCGACCAAGUGGAGGCCUAGAGCUACUAUGAUUCCGUUUGUUCUGUUUGUGUUAGGCUUCAUGUCGCUGUCUGGAAUCUCCUACCUUGUCCGACAUGCUUCCUGGAGAGUUGUCUAUCUCUGCACUUCUGUUCCCGCGGCUGUCUACUGUAUUUUCCUCUAUUUGUUCGCCAUUGAGUCUCCUCGUUGGCUCCAUUUGCAAGGGAAGAACGAAGAAGCCAUUGAAGUGCUUAAGAAGAUUUCACCUGCAAAGAAAGGUUACUUGGGAUCAGUAUCUAUUUGCUUACCUUCAGAAGAAACCCUAGAAGAGGCUCAAAGGUACUCGCUCAAGGACUUGUUCAUCUGAAAAUGGGAUUUUCCAAGAACGUUGGUUAUUAUGAUCAUAAUGCUAGGGCCAGGGUUGUCGUAUUACGGAGUUCCAUUAGCCGUAAGAGACAAAGUGAAUAUCUACUUGAGCGAAGCCCUAAACGCAAUGGUGGAGUUACCACCAAUCUUUUUAGAGAAGUUCAGCAGAAGAAGCUCUGUGGUUGUGAAUUGCUUAAUCGGUGGAGCAUCAGGAGUGCUCUGUUUCGCCCUGAGCAUUUUCGGGAUGACAAACACUGCUUUCGCUCUCGAACUCGUCUUCUUUUGCGGGAGGAUUCAGUUCAACUUGAUGGCGGUUUAUAUGGUUGAGCUGUUCCCAACAUGCGUGAGGAACACAACAACAUUGAUGCUUAGACAAGCGCUUGUUGUCGCAGGAGCUUGUUCUCCAAUCAUUGCUUAUUGGAAGAGAUGUUCCAUCACUCUCUUUCGCGGUUUCGGGCUAGCAAUGGCGGGUUUCGGAUUAUUUGCUUUGCUUCUUCCUGAGACUAAAGGGUCCAGUCUUUGCGAUACAAUGGAAGCACAAGAAGAGAGAGGCCGAGCCUUGAAUACUAGCCAAAGUUGCUUAAAAUAGAGUCUCACAAAACUCUGUUCUUUUUAUUGUUUAGGGUUGUAACUGAAUAUAUCAGUUUAGCUCCUAUUAAACAAACCAUCUUUGAUUUUCCAUGUAUUUCUUAUGUUAAAGUGAAACCUACAAUGUUAUAUCUUAAUAAACCGAACCGUUUCGACCAUUAACAGAC